Molecule: messenger RNA, 2619 nt
Organism: Fusarium poae
Lineage: Eukaryota; Fungi; Ascomycota; Sordariomycetes; Hypocreales; Nectriaceae
Exons: 4
Coding region: 1-2619 (872 amino acids)
Cellular component (GO): nucleus
Molecular function (GO): ATP binding; DNA binding; ATP-dependent chromatin remodeler activity
Source: RefSeq, a predicted model, not a curated record
AUGGCGUCGCCGAGUACAGCCAGCUCACCCCGUUCAGAUUCCCGCCUACCAACGAGUACACCAAGCUCGCCGCCAGAGUCAAAUGAUGACCUCGAAGGCGCAGAUGAUGCUCUAGUGAGAGAAGAACAGGAAGCGCGGGCUGAAAAUAACAAAAAUGAAGAGAAACAUCGUCAGGCUCUCCUGAAGAAAAAGAAGACGAAAAAGGCUGAGACUAAAGCUGAGCGAGAAGCCAAGGCUAGAGAACUUGACGAGUUGCUGGCAAAGUCUGCUGCGUUCUCGGAUAUUCUCACUAAAAAGACACAGGUUCUCGGUCGUGUGGGAAGCAGUCUCAAUGGAGCGACUCUCGGUGAGCAUAACUUGAAAAUGGCCGCGCAACCCAAGUGUAUGAUCAACGGCACCAUGCGCGACUACCAGCUUGAGGGUUUGACUUGGAUGUAUGAGAUUUGCUCUCAAGGCAUGUCUGGUAUUUUGGCUGACGAGAUGGGUCUUGGCAAAACCGUUCAAACCAUCGCCUUGAUUGCAUUGCUUCGUGAGCAAGAGAAUUAUCUCGGCCCUCAUUUGAUCGUCGCGCCUCUCAGUACACUCAGUAACUGGAUUGCCGAGUUUGAAAAAUGGACACCUUCGAUCCCUGUGGAGAUGUACCAUGGCGAUAAGAAAGCUCGUGAGCAGAUCUUUAAGACAAAAAUGACGAAGCACCUCAAGAGCGGUCGUCCUACUGCCAAGUUUCCAGUGGUUUGCACGUCUUACGAGAUGGUUCUCAGAGACCAGCACAAUUUGUCAAGGAUCAACUGGGAGUUCAUCAUCAUUGAUGAAGGUCAUCGCAUGAAAAAUGCAGAGGCCAAACUAUUCCAACAGCUUCGCCAGUUUCACUCGGCUACUCGCCUUCUCAUCACGGGAACUCCUCUGCAAAACAACUUGAAGGAAUUGUGGUCACUUCUUCAUUUCCUCCUUCCCAACAUCUUUACUGACUGGGAGGCAUUCGAGUCCUGGUUCGACUUUUCAGAUCUUCAAGAUGAGGAGGGAACAGAAGAGUUUAUCGCCGAUCAAAAGAAGCAAGAGUUGGUCAAGAAGAUUCACCUGAUUUUGCAGCCCAUGUUGCUCCGACGUGUCAAGGCAGAUGUCGCAGCAUAUCUUCCCAAGAAGCGGGAGUAUGUGUUGUUUGCUCCCAUGACAAAGGAUCAAACAGAUUUGUACAAUGUUCUUACUGACAAAACGGUCGAUACUCGACAGUAUCUCGAAAACAAGGUACUCGAAAAGCUGAACGCUGGUGUAUCCACAACACCCAGCGCCAAGUCAUCUCGAUCGAGCAGUCUUGCCCCGUCAAAGGCUACAUCACUCCCAAUUCGUGAGCGUAAGAAAGAGAUGGAGCCAGAGGAGUCCGAGAAGCCUGAGGAGCCAGCCCCCAAUGCUUUCUCCGUGAUGAUGAAUAAGAAGCGUGGUCGUGGAAGACCUCCCAAGAAUCCAAAGCCCGACACACCAACCGAAACUCCAGAGAAGCUUGGAACAAAGCGCAAGAACCACCCUGUGGCAUUGGAGCCAGAGCCGAAGAGCACAAAGUCGAGUCGCCAGGCAACGCCCAUUGGGUUGCGCAGAAGAACCAGAAAGACCCGAACAUACAAGGAUGCUGGAUCGGAUGAGGAGAAAUUGUCAGACGAUGAAUUCGAGGCCAAACUCGCGAAUGAGAUAGAAUCCGAUGAUGACAAGGACGACAAAGAAUCGAUGACUCCCGAGGAGCGUGAACGUGUCGAGGCUUUUGAGCUUGCCAAAAAGCAGAUUUCUCAUAAGAAGCUGGGCAACCCAAUGGCCCAGCUGAGACUGGUCUGCAACUCGCCGCACAAUUUCUAUAACCCCUGGAAAGCUUCCACCGAGCUCCCUGUAGACGACUCAAUUGUCACCGCUUCAGGAAAAAUGCUCCUCUUGGAUCGUCUACUUCCUCGCCUGUUUGAAGGCGGUCACAAAGUCCUCAUCUUCUCUCAGUUCACCACUCAGCUAGAUAUUCUGGAAGACUACUGUGCCGAACUUCGAGGCUGGAAGGUCUGCCGUAUCGACGGCUCCGUCUCGCAAACAAGUCGACAAGAACAAAUCGCCGAUUUUAACAGUGAUCCAGACUACAAGAUCUUUCUCUUGUCUACCCGCGCAGGCGGUCAAGGAAUCAACCUUGCUUCUGCGGACACAGUCAUCCUAUUUGACUCCGACUUUAACCCCCAGCAAGAUCUCCAAGCUCAGGAUCGUUGCCAUCGAAUCGGCCAAACCCGCCCCGUGGUUGUUUUCCGUCUUGCGACAAAGGACACGGUUGAAGAGUCACUCCUCAACUCCGCAGACGCCAAACGCCGUCUCGAGAAGCUCGUUAUCAAAAAGGGCAACUUCAAGACAAUGGGACAAAAGAUGGAUCUCCGCGAAGAUCUCGACCCUGAAUCUCUUCGCGCCCUUCUUUUGAAGGAUGGCCAAGUGUACAAAGUGUCUGGUGGUGAAGAGGUACUCAGCGAUUCGGACCUCAAUGUCCUUUGCGACAGAAGUGACUCGGCUUACGAAAAGGCUGCUAGCGGAGAAGGCGAUGCUGAUGCCUUCCGCGUUGUCGAAACAGGUGCUGAUUCUAUCAAGAUGGCGCGCAAGGAUUGA